UGCAAAAGUAUAAAAGCUGGAAGCAGCAAAAGCUGGACACAUUAUCCGACGAUACAGGCGUCGCGUUUUGCAAAGUACGAGGCUCUCCAGAAAAGAGAAGGAUGAAGCUCCACUGGGGAAUGAUGGCGCUGGUGGUUUGCGGUGUUUUGGAGACCGAAGGGAGCAUUGUGGAAUUUGGGAAAAUGGUCAAGGAACUGACCAACAAAAUCGCUUUUUUCGAGUACACCAGUUACGGCUGCUAUUGCGGACUGGGAGGGAGAGGACAGCCACGGGACGCCACCGACAGGUGCUGCUUCAACCACGACUGCUGCUACAGCAAACUGAAGCAAUGCGACACCACAACAGACAAGUACAAAUUCACCAUCAAGGACGGAACCAUCACCUGCGGUGAAGGAACGUCGUGUGAAAAGCAGAUCUGCGAAUGCGACAAAACCACCGCGAUUUGCUUCAAAGACAACCUCAAAACCUACGACGCAAAAUACCGCUUUUACUUGGACACCAACUGCAACGAAAAACCGCCGUCCUGCUGACCAGCUGUCCCAAAGAACACCCCGAUUCCUUCCAAAUAAC
Molecule: messenger RNA, 570 nt
Organism: Anolis sagrei ordinatus
Lineage: Eukaryota; Metazoa; Chordata; Lepidosauria; Squamata; Anolidae
Source: RefSeq, a predicted model, not a curated record